Bombyx mandarina (wild silkworm) is the source of this 3807-nucleotide messenger RNA. It is a transcript of the gene Cap-G, whose product is annotated as Chromosome associated protein G. Gene Ontology annotation, cellular component: condensin complex; condensed chromosome; cytoplasm. Lineage: Eukaryota; Metazoa; Arthropoda; Insecta; Lepidoptera; Bombycidae. Gene Ontology annotation, biological process: mitotic chromosome condensation. The record is from RefSeq and is a predicted model, not a curated record.
GUUUUUUUGAUAAGUACGUCAUUUUAUAAUAAAAUAUAAAUGCAGUGCUAGGAUUUCGUGUAUUGAGUAUCAUAAAUAAAAAUGGCUCCGACGGAUGCUGAGAUACCGACCACUGUACUGUCUUCUAGACCAAACCCGCGAAACAAUCCGAUAAUGUUCAAAAUAUUUCAAAACGUCCAAUUUAAUGUUGUACAACACAAGAAAUAUGUUAAAGAAAUGAGUAAACUAUAUAGAAAGUUAGAUGAAGAAUCAUUCCGUGAAAGUUUCAAAAAUGCCCUUAUGUAUCUGUUUACUUUUGGAGAUACAAGUGCUAAUGUUGAUCGUGUAAUACAGUUUGUGGCUACAUUUUGUACUUCUCUAAAUGAUGAAGAAGAAUUCUUGCUGUUUAUCUUUGAAGUAAUAUUUGAUUGUCAAUGUGUUUCUGGACAAUCUGUCAGGUAUAGAGCCAGUCAGUUGCUGGCAGCCGUAUUAGCUGCUCUUGGUGAAGAUGCUUCUCUUGAUGAUGAUUUGUGUGAUAAGCUUCUUGCAUCACAGAUGCAAAGGCUUCAAGACACUCGUGGGGCAGUACGUUGCCGCGCUGCUUUAGCUCUUCAACGCCUACAAAACCCAAUGGAGCCCGACGAUGAAGUCACCAGAGCCUACCGUUUUCACAUGAGCUGUGACCCUAGCUCUUCAGUAAGAAGAGCUGUAGUCAUGUCAAUAGCCAAAUGCACUCGAAACGUACCAUUUGUGUUAGAACGUCUGUGUGACGUCGAUGAGGCCGUACGACGUGCUGCAUUCUUGUAUAUAGCAGCACUAAAUGUAACACAGCUUCGCGUUAGACAAAGGGUUUUGACACUAAAGGUCGGACUAACAGAGCGUUCCGUUCGAGUUCGGCGUGUUGUUGAAGAAAUAUUGAUUCCGAGCUGGCUAAGCUCCUUUCAAGGGAACAUCAUACAUCUACUAAAAGCUAUACGGUUAGACAAUGCCCACGACGCCAAAGACUCCCAAUACGUAGCCGGUAAACUUCUGGAGUCUUUGUUUAAGCGCCUUCCUAUCUCGGAACUUCUAGAAUGGUUACCAACAGAGAAGAAUUUACGAUUAAUACCAGCGGACAAGCUGAACAAGGAAACCGCUUGGUACUGGCGACACCUGACCGAGCACUUGCAGAAAAUCGACGACGACGAGACCCUGGAGACCAUACUGCCGGACCUCGUUGUGCUCACUGGCUACAUAAGAGCUAUCGUAGAAUCACCGUGCCCAUCUGAAAGCGAAGACCCCGUGGGGUUCAGCACGCGGCAGUACGUGCUGCACGAGCUGGGCAGCAUGCUGCGGGCCUACGACGCGACCGACCCCGCGGGCCGGGCCGCCCUGCAGGCACUCAUCACUGACGUUCUCACCGGUGACUACGGUCCACUGUGUUCGGACGUGAUCCGCGCACUAGUGGCAGCUUUAGAACUGGUCGUGCCCGAAGUGUCUCCUCGCAUGGAGGUCAUCAGCGGCAUCAUAUCCGCCCUGCGAGAUCCUCCGGAAGCGGAAGCGCCCCCUAUUAUACCUCCACCGACCGUUGACACAAACGAAAUGAAAUUACAGCGAGCAAGACUUCGUGUUUCACUGAACGUGGCCAUGGAAGCACAGGAAGAAGCCGUAAAAGAUCAGAACUACAGUCUCGCGGCCCAGUGUAAGGCUAAGGUAGAAGACAUACAAAAGAAACUGGAAGAAUUGAACAUACAACCAACGCCGCCUCCCCCAGCAGCACCGACGAUAAGAGAGAAGCUGUCGGAUGCCGCGACUCUGAACAAAUGCCUCACGAUACUGAACAGCGCCCUCGACACGCCACAACUGCAAACCGUCACACCGAUGCUGAGAAUGAUCUUCAAUGAGUUGGAGGUCGAGAUCUUUCAAAAUCCCGAAAUAAUCGAAACGGCUUUGGAGACUGUAGCUUUAUUCGGUAUAUUAGACAAGGAAUUCGCCAAAGAAAACAAAUCAUUCUUCUUUGCCAACUUGAUAGACACUUCAAACGAAGCCGUCGUAUCGACGGUGCUGAAGUGCAUAGUGGAUUUGUUAUGCGUGCACGGCGCUAAGGUGUUCGAGGACGAAGCGACGGAGCUGACCUGUGACGUCACCGACUCUGCGAACGCCUCACGAAAACGGAGCACGUAUAUAGAUGCUAUUGAUGACGAAGGGAAUAUAUCAGAGUCAGCAAUAUCAAUGUCACCGAAUCACAGCACCGUCAUAGAACUGCUCCUGAAGAUUAUGGACAGCGCAUGCGCCGCAUACAGACUGAUUAUAGUGGAAGGGAUGUGCCGCCUUCUACACUUAGGUCAUUUAGAGUCACCGGCGAUUCUUAGCAGACUACUGUUGCUAUGGUUCAACCCUGCUACGGUCGAUGAAGAUAUGCUUCGUCAAACAAUCGGGGUGUUCUUCCAAACGUUUCCAAUGUGCGUUGAUGGCGCUCAAGAACAAAUACAGAAAGCAACUUUGCCCACCAUACGGGCCCUGGCGAACGCACCAGCCAGUUCUCCUCUAUCAGAAAUCGACCAAGAAGCCGUCGUCAGAUUCAUUGUGUCGCUAACCAAAACUAAUUACGAAUUGGAAGACAGCCAGGCGGGCAUGGCGACGGUGCUGUGCCAGUACCUGGUGCGGCGGAGCGGGGCGCCGGAGUCGGGGCUGGCGUGCCGCGUGCUCGCACUACUGGCGCCACCGCGAGACGUACGCCGCGCCAGCGAGCUCGCCGCCACGCUGCGAGACCUCUGCGUGAAAUUACCCGAUAAACAAUCGUGUCGAAAUUUAACACGUUACUUGGGCGCUUUAGAAGCUACCGAACGAGCCAGUCUCCACAAAAUUUCGAGCAUAGCGGAAGGAACGUUACAAGAUGACACGAUGGUGAUGGGUCGCGCCACCACGUCGUUACCACAACCGAUAGCGCGCAGUACGCACGUGGUCGUAAAUGAAACCGUCGAGGAAGAAAACGAAAUCGAUGAGACGUCUCCAUCUGAAAUGUUCUGUAAGAUACCAGAAGAAAAAUCACAAACUGAAGAGAGUAAUACUAAGUCCAGUAGACAGUCUACCGAAUCAGAAUCUGUUCCAAUACGAGAUACCAAAGAUAUAUUGUCGGAUUCUAGCAGCGGAGUAUCUCCGGUGAAGAAAGCUAAAAUAUCAAAAGUACAAAAAAAGAAGAUGCCGGCGAAGAAAUCGUCUACCAUUGAAACGGCCAACAAAGCGAAAGUCACAGAAACCAUCAAAAAGUCCAAACAGAAAAGUGAAGAUACAGAAAAGGGUGUCAAACGAAGUCGAUCGCAGCGAUCCCUGGUGGACGUCGAUAGAGUUUCAUCCAAAGGUCAAAAAGACAAAGAGUCUAAAACAAAGAUGGCCUCUCCCCCGCCGAGCGUGCCCGCAGAGCUGGACGUGUCGAACGUGACCGCGCGGCGCUCCGCCCGCGCCGCGCACUCCUCCUCCAGCCGCGAGUCGACCGUAUCGAAUGGGACUCAACGAAAAAAUAAAAAAGGAGAAGUCAGAACAGGAACACGUUCGUCGGGGCGCAGUAGUACGGCGAGCAGCUCGCGUGACUCUCUCCAAGACUCGUUCGACGAUACCACACUCCACACUAUUGUUUACGACAAGGAAAUGGAACAAGAAAUAUUGGACGAUUCUAGUGAACUAAUGGAGAGUAAACGAGCGUCAAAAGGAAACGUCACAAUACCUGAAACACCGGAGGCGAGCGAUGAAUCUGAACCCGAACCAGAGACAAUAAAACCGAAAGGGAAAAGAAACACAAAAAAGAAAUAAUUAUAGCAUGUAGUAUAUAUUUAAUAAAACUAUUUUAUA